Oldenlandia corymbosa var. corymbosa is the source of this 1095-nucleotide messenger RNA. The record is from the annotation of a GenBank genome assembly. Lineage: Eukaryota; Viridiplantae; Streptophyta; Magnoliopsida; Gentianales; Rubiaceae.
AUGGUGGAUUACAAGUAUCAAAUGAUUCUCAACAGAAGUGCAUACAUCAGGGCAACUGAAAAAGAAGAAGAACUUCCAUUAGACAAUGUUUAUCGGUUGACUCCAUUUGCACAGUUUCCGGAUUUCAUGGGUUCAUCAGAAGAUAGAGUUGAUGUAUUAUGCAGUGUUAUACAUUUUCAUCCAGUGCAUUUUGUUGCAACAAAAGGGAAAAGUGUGCAGGAAUUCGUCAUUGUAAAUCAAGAACGCUGCCCAAUGUUUCUCAGUCUCUGGGAAGAAUCUUUGCAUGAAGAAGGCCAACGAUUGGUUAACAACAUCCACAAAAAUCCGGUCAUACUGGCUACAAGGCUAGCUGUAACCUCUUUUCACGGUAUUUCUGUUAAUGCACAGCCAAAUAGUGUACUUCUGUUUGAUGCACCAAUUGCCGAAGCCCAAGAAUUAGAAUCAUGGAUCAACGCGAACAAUGAAUACAUAGAGGCGGUUAUCUCCCAAAAGUUAUAUGAAAAAGUGCAUGAGACAAUAACGGCACCAAGUGACUCUCAUGUUCGAAAAAUUGCCCAAGUGAUAAGUUCCAGUAACCCGCCAAGAUCAUUUUGGAUAAAAGCAAAGCCACAGAUUGUUGACAGAGAUCAACGCAUGUUACAAUUUCAAAUACAACUCUCUGAUAAAACUGGCACUCUCAACGCUUUCAUAGAAGGAAAUGAAGCUGAGAAACUCCUCACCAUAUCAGCUGAACAAUUGGCUAAAUACAACAACCAGAAUAAACAUCUAGAUAUUGACAAAAUCAACAACAACCUUGAAAAUUCAGACCGAAUGUUUCACCUGCGAUCAACCAUCAAGAUUCAACAAGAAACACCAUCAAGAUACAUUGUCACCACAUAUCUUCCGUCAUCUACAUCAUCCUCAACAGCAGUAGAAUCCAGCGACAAAGAAACCUCUUCAAACUCUCCGAAAACACCAACCACAAACGUUGAAAUGACUGACGAAGAAACCAGCGCAUCCAACCAGCCAGAAAUGCAGACUCUACCUGUGAAAAGAGAUCUUUCAUCAACAGCAAAACAAACGCAGAGAUCCACAAAACAUGCAAAACAAGAUUAA